Pocillopora meandrina is the source of this 14786-nucleotide messenger RNA. The record is from the annotation of a GenBank genome assembly. NCBI's taxonomy places the organism in Eukaryota, Metazoa, Cnidaria, Anthozoa, Scleractinia, Pocilloporidae.
AUGUCCGUGGUUCAGGAACACUGGAGCCUUUGUCGAUACGCAAGAGACGCAGCCCACAUCACAGCCAAUGUAUUGUUUUUAGUGACUUUGAUGACGACGCCGGCUAUAAGCGUGGACAGACUUCUCGCCUUGUUGUUGGGACUGAGAUACAAACAAAUUGUAACUUUGAGGCGCACGUAUAUUAUUGUAACUACCUUUUGGGUUUUUACUCUAGUCGCGUCUUUAUGUGGAAUUUUUUAUGACCGUAUAAUCUUUUUGUACAGUUAUUUAGUUACAUCAUUUUGCCUGGUAAUAUCAUUUGCAUCGUACACAAAGAUUUUUUGCACUCUCAGAAAUCACCAAGCACAAGUACGAGAUCAACAACAGGCGAGCCAGACAAAUGCACUGAACAUGGCGCGAUUAAAAAAGGCAGUAGACAGUGCACUGUGGGUGCAGUUAGCAUUAGCUGUUUGUUUUGCACCAAUAUAUAUGGUGAAAAUUGUGAUCGCUCAUACUAAAAAAUAUUCACUAGUCUUAGUCGUCACACGGAAAGUAGCACUUAUUUUACUUUACUUUUACUCGACGUUAAACCCGUUCCUAUACUGCUGGAAGAUUAGUGAAGUGAGACAAGCAGUGAAGCGGACACUAAAGGAAGCACUUUGCUAAAAUAGGUCUUUCUUGAGUUGUUCUUCAGACUUUCAAAGCAGGCUUAUAAAGUCACGAUUAUUAUUAGAGAGCAGUCGUUAGAUAAGUUUUUGGAGAAAAAGAAAUAAGUGCCUCAAUGGAAUAGUUACAGCGGCUGUUGUCGAUAGUCUUUAUUUCUCCGCUAACAAUUUAACGACAGACUAGGUAACCCUAGCUAUGCGUUUUCAAAAAUAAGGUUUCUUGCCGCUAUGCUAAAGUACAAGAUGUCACAAUCGAAAAAAAGAUAUGCAAACAAUUUACUGUCAUGUUUUCUCCUCUUAGAAAUAUAGAGGCUUCAGAUGAAACUUCAAAGAGUAGUUUAAGAGAUGCGUUUGAGGCCGAUGUUGAGUGUUACGAGAAAACUAUUACAACUAGUUUUCCUACAAUUAAAAGAAAGCGCUUGGCGUUGAUGUUGACGCCAUAUUGCCAGAAGAAACGGUCCAUUUUAAGUCUUGAAUUUGUUUGUUUUGUGAUCAGAAAAUUAUCCUUAAAGCUUAUGUGAGGAAGUUUUUGUUAUAUAUUUAACUAGAGGUUACGAAAUUAUGUGAAAUAAAAUUGACCAUCUCUGUUUGUUAAAGAAUUUUCUUCCAGAUCGAUUGGUGUUCUGAAAUUAUAUUGGCAACGGCGAAAUUCGCGUUUCGCAUCAUGUGUUGUUCAUCGUAUAUCAAGUUUGUUGUUGGUGAAUCUUUAGGUUGUCUCUGAGUCUUAUGGAUUUUAUUUCUUCCAUUCCCGAGCGAUUAACUGCUGUCCCUAAGUUCCACAAAUGUUUACGCUGCCGUGCAUAGUGCAGUUGGAUCAGGACCUAAAAGGUCAAUGCCGAUAGAAAAAUUGGGUAGUUCUUCGCUGGUUUCUUCCGUAUUUCAAAGAGAAGGAAAACUGCACUGCAGCUUAACAGGAAAGAAACUCUCAAGCCAGGUAAAAAAAAAUUGCUCACGUCAUCUUAUUUACGCACGGGCGUGCGUAAAUAGAGAUUUUGUUCAUAGCGGCUCAACAGGGACUUAUACAGGGCAAGCACGCGCGCCAUGUUAUAAAGGGUAUUUUUAACAACUGUUGCGUGCGUCUGUUUGCGGUCAUAAAUAUACGAUGCCCGCAGGAAGUUUGGAGAGCUUGAAAGAUACGCUGGAGUUACUUAACACGCGACCAAUAAUAAUUGUAGGUUCAUAAAUAAUAAAUGCUGUUAAUGUAGGUUUUAACAAGGUGUAGUUUUCAACUCGACUUUCAUACAAGAUGCUCGUCACAGGCUCCGGAAAAAAGAAAUCAACUCUUUGGCACAACAGACAAUUUGCUUACGCAUUUUGAAUGAGCAAACGUUGAUGAGGAAAUCUUUAUGUGUUUAUGGAAGGAAGUUUCAGUCAUCGUCGCUCGACGUGUGCUGUUUAAACGAAAUAUUAUGCGCCCCAUCUUUUGGAGGUGGAUUACAUCAAAGAUUUACUUUUUUCUCAGCAGUGCAUAUGUGAAAUGAAAUUGACUGCAAACGGUUCUUACAGAGUCCUCUUGUUGUCAUGAGCUUUUGAACUCAGUGAACGACAGUGGUGUCGAGAAACUAAAUCAUUUUUUGCCCCUGCUUUUAUGUUACAAGUCCACAGUCAGCAUUCAAGUUGUCUCCAACUGAUUGACGUUUCGCCUUCCCAUUCAAAUUUGGUUUCCAGAAGCUGAUCAUAAUUUAAACAACACUUACUCAUUUAUGCGGCUAUCAACGUCACUUUUCCUUCGUAAGGCUGGUUUUUGCCUAAAACUGUGGGAUGAAAAAUAAAAAGCACAAUAUUUUAUUUUAAUUUUACCUCUUAGCGCAAAGUCAUUCAAAGAUUGAACCUAACAAGUUGAAUAUACAUGUGGUGUAGUUGUGACGUUUAACACUGUUAGGCGACAAACAUCCUGCCUCUCCUAUAUAACAAAGAUAAUUUGAAGGAAAAGUCGUUGUAAAAAAAAAAAAAAACUUUUCAUCUUUGGAGGGAGCUUCUAGAGUUUAUCGAUGGAAUAACGUGAAAGAAUUACCCGUUACAAAGAAGUUUACAAAGAGUUAUAUUUAAUGUGACUCUUGUGAAGAAAUUGACAGCUCUUGCUCGUCUGAGUAACGAAGGAUUGUCCAUCGCGCCAUAAAAUAUUAACAUUCGUGGAUGUUUUGUUCUUACCUCGUGUUGAUAAAUCAUAGCUGAGGCAAAAGUGAGGCUUUAAGAAAAAUGGUUCACCAUUUUUUGGACACAAAUGACUGUAUUUCCAAACAUUUCAAACGACUAAACGCGACUGAAAAAGUUUUCAUAUGAUUAUUUUGAAAAAAAUAAAGUUUAGGUGAUCAACGCUGCGUAGGUGCUCUCAGUGGGGCAGCAAAUUCAAUGGGAGAUGGAACGCAGGUGAACACAUUUGAAGAACUUGUAUGUUCCUCAUCUUUGGCUGGCGAAUUUGAACAAUACUCAUUGCGUCUGUCAGCAAUCAUUAUUUUCUUUUCCCUGACAGCAUUUCUUGGGAAUUCUCUGAUCUUCGUUGCACUUCACAAGGUGUCUUCCCUCCAUCCGCCGUCCAAACUCUUGUUCCGUUGUCUGGUAACAAGUGAUCUGUUAGUUGGUCUUGUAAGCCAGCUUCUCACUGCUACUCUUUGGAUGUCGGUUGUUUUCGAAGAGUGGAGACUUUGUCGAUUCGCAUGGGUAGCAGCCUCCAUUUCAGGGUAUGGAUUAUCUCUUAUGUCUUUGUUGACAAUGGCAGCCAUGAGCGUGGACAGACUUCUCGCCCUGUUUUUGGGGCUGAGAUACAAACAAAUUGUAACUUUGAACUGCACAUAUAUCAUUGUCGCUACUCUUUGUAUUAUAACCUUUGUCGCUACUCUAUGCAAUGUGUUAGAUUCUCGUAUAGCGCCUUGGUUUGGUCGAAUUAUCAUCUCAUGUUGCCUAUUAAUCUCGAUUGCUUCAUAUGCUAAGAUUUUCUGUGCUCUUCGCCGUCAUCACGCUCAGAUACAAAGUCAUGUUCAACAACAGCCGAGCCAACCAAAUGCAUUGAACAUGGCGCGAUACAGAAAGGCAGUGUACAGUGCACUGUGGGUGCAGUUAGUGUUACUUGCUUGUUAUGUGCCAGUGAUUUUAGUGGGAAUUGUGAUGGCUCAUAUAAAAGGAAAUUCAUCACAUUUAGUCGUCGCUCUUGGAAUAGCGAGUACCCUGGUUUAUUUUAACUCGACUUUAAAUCCGUUUCUUUACUGCUGGAAGAUUAGUGAAGUAAGAAGAGCAGUUAAGAAGACAAUCAGACAAGCGCUUUGCUGUCCACGAGGUUAGAUCUUCCAUUAUACUCUUUUUUAGUUGUUUCAAGCGAGUAAGUAACGUGACGAUGCUAUUAGAUAACGCCACCUGCCGGAUAAAUCAUUGAAUAGGAAGAAGUAAGAAGCUUAAUGAAGUUGCUGUACAAAGCCUUUUAGAUAUUCUCACCAUAGAUCAACAUGGCUCAUUUUGCGCAUGAUAAAGCAAAAUCAUGGAAUCUACACGUUAACGAUAUCGUACGAAUUUGAGAAUGGUAUUCAUCUUAAUUGAGGGAGGCGUUUGACUACAGUCGGCUUGAUACAAAAAAAAAUUUCCUUAUCUUAUUAACAACCAAUGAUUUCAAUCGCGGCUUCUGUGGAUAAACUUUAUUUCCAAGUGUACGCACAGCUAAAGGACAGAGAGUCGUAUCACUAACAGCAAUACUUGGGACAAGUAAGUUUCAUGCGACGGCAGUUAUUUUGAAUACAACAACCUAUGAUUUGAUCGACAUAAAAAAUGCCGUCCACGCAAAGUAGGGCAAAAAACGGGACCCUAGUUUGAUUUUACUUACUCGUUUUACUAUCUUAGUGAUAAGAAAGUACAUGUAUAGGAUAAAAUUGAUUCCGAAAGGGUAGUGAAGGAGUGACUUUUAAGUUCUUCUCUUACGGGUGGUGAAAUAAUUUCAAAUUUUUAACCUCACUGCAUGAAAUAAAGCGCAUGACUUUGACACGAUAUUGCCGUACGAACCGUUCAAAGUAAGUCUUGUUAAAGACAAGAAAUCGUAAUUUUGAGCGAAAAAGUCCAAAAUAAAUGGUAUGUUUUAUCAAAAAUUUAAGGCCGGUUAUUUACACAAGGUCUAACCCAAACCAUGGUUUUACGCGAGCAGUUAAAAGCAGGUGUUCUUUAUAAGAGGGUAGAUAAAUCAUAAUAAAUGUCCUUCCUUUAUUAGAUCUCGACCUUCUAGAUACUAUUCGCAAAAAUAUAUACCAAGAUAAAAGGUUUAGCUAAAUUGAAGAUGGCUUAGAACGCAGUUUUGUCAAACAACGACUGAACUUUGUUUAAAGAACUGGGUCUAAGUGUCAAUAGAUAAAAUCCCAGUGAAAUAUAUUAACUUUCGAGAUUCUGUGGUCUCCUGUAGUCUUUUCUGAAGCUAGUAAAAAUUUCCAUUUUUCUGUCUGAUGGCAAAAUAUUUCGUAGAAGUGGAGAAGACUUAUAUUUAUAGCAUUUAUUCCAAGAUAAAGUCGAAAUGGUGCCGAUGGACUCACUAACUUCUAAGAAGCUCAUCGAUAACAUUGUUUGAACAAUGAAAACCCGGAAAGGAUUAAAGGCUAAGCUUUUUGUGCAAAGAAAGAGAUCAUCUAGAUUACAGGCGAUGAGAAAGGAUUGUUAUUAUUUUGAGGGUGUUUAUCAUUACCCAACAUUAGAUUAUCAUAACCAUUUCAUAACGAAAGCUGCAGAAAUAGCAAAGGACAAUUUUACAGGCAUCUCCUGAUGGCGAUCGAACUGAGAAACAUAUCGCCAAGGUAGAACUAAAUAUUGACUCGAGAUUUCGUUUUUAUCAAAAAUCUUGACGUGUGAAAUAUGAAUCAAGGAUUUCUAACCAAAUAACAAUUUUCGGUGCAUGGCAUUGUUGAAAACGUUUUACUUUACUAAAACCAAACCUUAUUAUCGCUGUAUCUCGUAAAGUUCUCUUUUAAGGAUCAAUCGUUUGUGAAAGACAAACUUUGCAAAAUUAUCAGAAGAUCCAUGUAAAUCAUGUAAAUGGUUCACCAUUUUUUUUUUGGACAUAAAUGACAAUAUUCCCGAGCGUUUCAAACGUGUAAACGCGGUUGAAAAAGUUUUCAUAUAAUUAUUCAUAUGAUUAUUCAGUUUCAGUGAUCAACGCAUUUUAAGUGAUUUCUAGGCUGGGCAGUUGCUCUCAAGACACAACAUUUCAUAUUACAAUCACAUGUAACCUGAAGGAAAGACCAAAACGACUACAGAAUGAUGGCGGAAACAAAUCUAGCCAAAAGUGAAGCACAGACAAACGAAUUUAAAGAUCUUCGGUGCUCCCCUUCUUUGGCAGGUGGAUUACAACCACAGUCAAUCUAUUUCUCAGCUGCAGUUUACAUUCUCCUCUCCAUCACAAAAUUUCUUGGGAAUUCUCUUAUCCUUGUUGCCCUUCAAAAGGAAUCUUCCCUUCACCCGCCGUCCAAACUCUUGUAUCGUUGUCUGGUAACAACUGAUUUGUUGGUUGGUAUUUUUAGCCAGCCUACGAUGUCCUUGGCUAACGAUAACUGGAGUCUUUGUCGAUACGCAAGCCACGCCACCUUCACAACAAGCUACACAUCCUGCCUCACUUAUUAUGGAAGAUAAUUUGCAGGAAAAUUUUCCCGCGAGAGGCAAUGUUUCUAUCCUUCAUGGUCCAGUAACAUAAAACUUUUGUGUCUAUAAAAGGAACUUUUAGAGUUUAUCGACGGAAUAACAUAUCAGUGAGAGAUUUACUCGUUACAAAGAAACUGACAAAGAGUUAUAUUUAAUGCAACUGUGGGAGGAAAUUGGCUUUUCUUGAGACAGAAUUGAGUAUUGGAAUUGUAAAUAAUUUAAUUUUGGAGGAAUGUGGGCUUCAAUCUUGAAGCGAAAUGUUUCCUAUAUCAUAAAUCAUUUCUUGAACAAGCUUGUUCGGUCAAGAUGUCUGGUUAAUAAUAACAAUGUUGCAAGAUGCUGCGUUGAAAUGUUGCGUGCGUGUGGCUGGGCCUUAAGAAAAAAGGGUCUGAGUGGCCAGGCACCGUUGAUAGGAAAUAUCUGUCGUUUCGAAUACGGGUAACUAGCGGGAAAAAAGAAAACGACCGUAUAUUGAACUGCAUGAUGACAACUAAUUUUAUAGGAGGUGUAACAUAAAGGAACACCAGGUUUGGAAAGUGGCUUUUCAACCUUUCUGGCUGAUGAGUUGCCGGCAUCAAGCAGCCAUUUCCUUCUCUGCGGUGUACUUUCUCCUCCCAUCACAGCAUCUCCUGGAAACUCUCUUGUCCUUGUUAUAAACAGUUGUCAACUUGAAUUUGUUUUGUCAUUAGAAAAAUAUCCACAUUGUUUAUGAAUGUUUGAAAAUGUCAUUGAUAAUAACAAACAUUGUGUAAGGGGGUGUAUGGAUUUAAAUAAACACUUUCCUUUCCUUAAUUAAUUCUUUCCAAAACUUCCAAUUUUCCGAGAUUAAACGUAAGACUCCAUCUUCUCCACUCAGAUAAAGGUGAAUUUCUACCCGAGAAGGCGACGUUUAAAAUAAUUGUGAAAUACCGAUAGUAUCAAAGAUGUCUGUCUGUACGUUUGACUCUUAAAGCUCAUUUGUUCCUAUUUUGGUCACGUUUCUUAAUGAUCUUUCAUCGAUAGGGAGCUAGUCAAGUGUCCAUAUCAUCUGUAUAAAAUUUUGCAUCAAACCAUUAAAAUGUAAAUGAAUUCUAAUAUUAAAAAGAACCUUAAAUCUGAGGGGUUCCGGAAAAAAGCAAUCAACUCUUUGGCACAACAGACAAUUUGUUUACGCAAUUUGAACAAGCAAACGCUGAUGAGGAAGUCUCUAUGUGCUUAUUGAAGGAAGUUUCAGUCAUCGUUGCACAGCUUGUGGUGUUUAAACGAAAUAUUUCUCGUUGCCAGUUGCCUCAGUACAAGAAAAAGGAAACGAUUACAGAACAAUGUCGACAACAAAGUUCACUAGGAGUGGAACACAGACGAAAACCUUUGUAGAACUGAUAUGCAACCCAUCUUUUGGAGGUGGAUUACAUGAAAUAUUUACUUUUUUCUCAGCAGUGCACAUUCUCCUCUCCAUCACAGCAUUCCUUACAAAUUCUCUCAUCCUUGUUGCCCUUCACAAGGAAUCUUCCCUCCACCGACCGUCCAAACUCUUGUACCGUUCUCUGGCAACAACUGACCUGUUGGUUGGCCUUGUUGCCCAGCCUCUCUAUGCUACUUAUUGGAUGUCCUUAGUUCAGGAACACUGGAGCCUUUGUCGAUACGCAUUUGACGCACUCUACAUCAUGGGUUCUGCAUUGUUUUUAGUGUCUUUGAUGACGAUGACGGCUAUAAGCGUGGACAGACUUCUCGCCCUAUUGUUGGGGCUGAGGUACAAACAAAUUGUAACUUUGAAGCGCACAUAUAUCAUUGUAGCUACCAUCUGGAUUUUGGCUAUUGUCUCUUCUUUAUGGGCUUUACUUGAUGACCGUAUAAUUCUUUUGCACCGUCUGAUAACUACACCACUUUGCCUGCUUAUUUCACUUGCAUCAUACACAAAGAUUUUUCGCACUCUCAGAUAUCAUCAGGUUCAGGCAGAAGAUCCCGUUCAACAACAGCCGAGCCAACUAAAUGUACUGAACAUAGCUCAAUACAGAAAAGCAGUGUAUAGUGCACUGUGGGUGCAGUUAGCGUUAGUUGUUUGUUUUGCACCAUUCUUUAUCGUGGUGACCGCGAUUGCACAUAGUAACAAAACACAUUCAUCGCACUUGGUCAUCCUAUGGGGAAUAGCCGAUGUCUUGGUUUACUUUAACUCGACGUUAAACCCGUUUCUUUACUGCUGGAGGAUAAGUGAAGUAAGACAAGCAAUGAAGCAGACAAUCAGACAAGCACUUUGCUGUCCAUGGAGUUAGACCAUCUCGAGUUUUACCAGAUCGUACUGGUACUUUCAGUUCAAAACUUGUAUUUUUUUCACAUCUUAACAACUAAAGGGAAGGCAAUGGAAAAGCUAACCAUAAAUUUGUAAAAUUAUUUUAAUGCUACCUCACAUUAUCAUGAUUAGAUCAAUUCAUAAUCUAAGAAAAGAUAUGCGCGCGCAUGAUCAUACUCUCACGUUUGUUAUUAUAAGAAAGUGUAAGGAACAAAAUUGAAGCAAGAACGGUUAGUACAAAGUUCUCUUUCAGGUUCACCGUUUGAAAUUAUAUGCUAACGGGGAAAAAGGAAUAUUGAAUGAAAAAAAAAACCAUCGAAUUUUAAAAAUAUUAGUUAGAAUGGGUCGUUUUAUAAUCAACUUGUUCCUGGUUAUUUUUCCAAGUGAUUUUGAUUAUAUGUUUACCAUUUUCCGAGCGAUUAACUGUCCCAAACUUUCCCCUAUAUUUCUUUCAAGUCGUUUCAUAAAGUUUUAUUGAAUUCAGAAUUGACUAAAAUACAGCGAGAAUAUUUCCAAUUGAUUAUCGGGCCUAGAAAUAGCAGUAUAUCUAAAUAUACUGCUUAUUUCUUUACUUAAAAAGUCGAAGUCGAGUUCCUUUAAUGUAUUGAAAACAGUAAUAUAGCCGAUGUCUUCACGUUUGCCAUGGGAUAUUACUUUAGUGCUAAUUUGUACUUGAAGUAAAUUUUAUUGAUUGAGGUAAACAGCUAAUAGCAGCCAAUUUAAACACAGCGGUCAAACACUGCGCAUGCACGUGUUUUGAAAAGAAUACAAGGGAUUUUCAAACGCGUGUAUUACGUGAAGUGAAGAAGGAAAGUUUAGAUUCCUAACUAUUUCAAAUUGAAUGCGUAAUAUAGUUGAAAGAGGGAUUUCCGAGAGAGCUUAAAGCUUGGUCUUAUUUUAUGUUGAGAUAUCUCAACUUGUUUUUAACGCAGACGCCUUGUUCCGGCGAUGAAGGCAAAUUACAGAAGCUUACUUUUACCCUCGCCAGCAUGGCCAAGCUUGCGACUUCAUUUACACCGCUAAGCAAAGUGUGAAAAAAAGCACGAGAGUAUAAACUAGCACAACAUGGGUCAAGUCUAAAACAACAAUGUGUAUAAGUCUAGGCCUUAGAAACUUUCAACUUUCCCAAGAAACAGCAAAAAACUACGCACUACUUAGAUUCUCAAUGUUUAUAAUAGCAAAUCAUUCAUCUAAAAGCGCAUGCGUAAUCAUUUGACCGCUGUGUUGCCCAUUUAUCACUGUUUACGUUAGUUGCUUGUUGUGCACCAAUCUAUAGUAAGACAUAUCAGUCACAGUUAGUCGUUAUAUGGAGAGUAUCAGUUGUCUUACUUUACUUUAACUUGAAUGUCCGUUCUUUACUGCUGGAAAAUUAGUGAAGUAAGACAAACAGUAAAACAGACAAUCAGAGAAGCACUUUGUUGUCCGUAGCGUUACCUCCUCCUCGGUUUGGUUUUGUAAGACUUUCAUUAUUAAGUCACGAUUGUUAUUAUGGAGCGCUCUUCAAAAUAUUAUUGAUUAAGCGGAAGAAAUAAGAAGUUCAGUAGAAUCGUUGUACAUCGAUCUUUUGUCAAUAGUCUUUUUAAAGAGUAAACGCUAGUGAGGGAGUCUGAAGUAAAUGUUGCUGAUGAAGGUAGAAUUGAAGAACUGUGCGGCGAGUUUUGAUAAUUCCUUAGCAUACGUCCAUUGAUUUUGGACCACCACUUAUUAAUUGUUUUCUUCACUUCAGUAUUAUGAUGUAACCGUUGCAAUUAAAGUAGAAUUUUGAAAAUUUCCCUAGAGCAUCACAAAGUUACCUGCCGUUUACACGAGAGCUUUCUUUAUACAAAAACACCUUUAUUAGCUCACUAACAAGACGUAGGAAGAAAGGAUAUUAUAUCACAGGGUCACAUAGGCUAACUUUUCCCCGUAAUUGCUUAGUAUUGUUCUCAGUAAAGGGAGAAUAUUUAUAUUUAAUAAUCGGCCCUUGAAUGACAUCUUAUCUUAAUAUACUGUUUAUUUUAUCAUUUAAAAAAGGUAUUAUUAAUCUAUUUGUUUGUCAAAGAAAUUAACUUUUAGUGCUAAUUUGUACUUAAAUUUAAAUUCACUGAUUCAGAUUAGAAACUUGUCGCAGCACACCCAAACGCGCUAGUGGUUCGAUCGGCUGCAGUCGCUAUUCGGAGGAAUUAAAAUUUCCAGGAUAAAACUCCUGCUCUGCAUUAAAGAAUUGAAUGAGUUGUUUGUUUGUCUAUCAGCAAUUUUCCCGUCCGAAAAUAAAACAAUGGAUCUAAAGUUAAUAUCUAAAUAUAUAUAUAAAUCCAUUUUCGAAAACGUUGCUAUUUGAAAAAAUAUAUUAAAUAGUCUGUGUAUAUAUUUUCUUUUCUCAUCACAAAGUGUCUCUUUUUGAUGAGCAAAGAAAAUAUAUAUUUCUUUGAUAUAUAUAUAUAUAUAUAUAUAUUCAGUUUUGAAAGGUUUUCAAAAACAGGUAUUUACAUAUAUUUAUAGAGCCGAAGGAAAUGCAGUCAUGUAAACGAGGCCUAAAACAAGUCCGAAUCUGUCUUGACAAGCAGGUGUCUUCUUAACAACUUAUUCGUUCCUCAGUGUGCGAUGAAAAGCACGUGGCAGUUUUAGUGAGUUUGAAAUAUGGGUCAGGGUUGGUAAAGACGAAGCCUCUCCUAGAGCAAUUGUAAUUUUUUUAUCGACUGCUGAUAAGCCUUGAGCGCCCAUCCCUUCAUUUUCCAUUUCGAUUAACAAAUUAUCUUGUAACUAAUUGUCAUCUCUAAAGGAGAGUCAUCAACUGUUUAAGAGAAUCGCUGGAACAAAAAUUGAAUAACUUUCCUUUUACAGUUGCAGAAAAUGGUUUGCUGGUUUGACAACUUGAUUUUGUUACUAUUUUGUUAUUAGUUCUAGUAGGAUACGAAACGGAGAGAAAAAGGCUUCAAAGCGCAAUUAGAUACACAGUUAAUUUCAAAUAUUUUGAAACAAGUUUGUAUGUGUGGCCGCAUACAUUAAUUUUGAAUAGUUGCGUAGUCUACGUAGUACAUUCGGUUGUUGUCACGAAUUCAAUUUGUCUUCUACAACAAUUGACAUCGCCAGCUUGAGCUUUUGCAUUUUUAGCUCUCCGUAGCUGAUAAUUCAAGUCUUAACUUCGCACGAAAGAUAUGGACCCUUAAUUAGCAUCCUAUUAUAAUGGAAUUUGAUACUGAUAAAGAGUGACUCUUUACCGAAUUGUAAAAACAUUGAAAUAACAGAUGUUUCUAUAUUUGCCUUUAGUUGCUAUUUCAUAACUGAGGAACCCAAAGGUUCCCGAGGAAAAAAAUAUUUUUUGACCCAAUGGAGAAUUUCCAGUUGCAAUUUAAAUGAGUAAGUCUUUAUGCGACUGUUAGGCAGAAAGUUAGGCUUCAGUAGUCAUUGCUGCCAUUUUUCGUUGCAAGAACAGAGACCCACAAGAAAAGGGAAAAGCCGACGACAGAAUUAUGUUGAUAUUAAAUUUCAGCAGCGGCAGAAGUCACACGAAAUCGUAUGAAGAACUGAUAUGCUCUCCCUCUUUGAUGGGUGGGCAUCAACAACUAUCAAUUUUUUUUUCUUGGCAGUUUACAUUCUCCUCUCCAUCACAGCAUUUGCUGGGAAUUCUCUCAUCCUUGUUGCCCUUUAUAAAGAAUCUUCCCUACAUCCGCCGUCCAAACUCCUGUAUCGUUGUCUGGCGACCACUGAUCUGUUGGUUGGUCUUGUUGCCCAGCCUCUCUAUGCUACAUAUUGGAUGUCCGUGUUUCAAGAACAUUGGAGCCGUUGUCGAUACGCCAGGGAUGCAGGCUACGUCACAAGCUAUGUAUUGAUUUUAGUGUCUUUGAUGACCAUGACGGCCAUAAGCGUGGACAGACUUCUCGCCCUGUUGUUGGGGCUGAGAUACAAACAAAUUGUAACUUUGAAGCGCACGUAUAUUAUUGUAACUACCUUUUGGGUUUUUAACAUUGUCGCCUCUUUAUGUGGAAUUUUUUAUCCUAGUAUAAUCUAUUUGUACAGCUCCCUAGUUUCACCAUUUUGCCUGGUAAUAUCCUUCGCAUCGUACACAAAGAUUUUUUGCACUCUCAGAAAUCAUCAAGCACAAGUACGAGAUCAACAACAGUCGAGCCAAACAAAUGCACUGAACAUGGCACGAUUCAGAAAGGCAGUGGACAGUGCACUGUGGGUGCAGUUAGCAUUAGUUGUUUGUUAUGCGCCAAUGUAUACAGUGGAAAUUGUGGUCACUCGCACUAACAAAUAUUCAUUACUCUUAGUCAUCGUACGGAAAGUAGCAAUUAUUUUACUUUACUAUAAUUCGACUUUAAACCCGUUCCUCUACUGCUGGAAGAUUAGUGCAGUGAGACAAGCAGUGAAGCGGACAUUGAAAGAAGCUCUUUGCUAAAAUAGGUCUUUCUUGAGUUGUUCAUCAGACUUUCAAAGCAGGCUUAUAAAAUCACGAUUAUUAUUAGAGAGCAGUCGUUAAAUAAGUUAUUGGAUAAAAAACCAAAUAAGUGGCUCAACGAAACAGUUGCGCAAGCUGUUAUCGAUAGUCUUUAUAUCUCCGUGAACAAUUUAACGACGGACUAAGUAGCCCCAGCCAUGUGUAAAAUAAGGUUUCUUGUCGCUCUGCUAAAAGAUAAGAUGUCAUAACUCAAGAAAAUAUAAGCAAACAUUUUACUGUCGAGUUUUCUACUCUUAGCAAUAAGAAGGCAUCAGAUAAAACUUCAAAGAGUAGUUUGAGAGAUGUGUUUGAGGCCGGUGUUGUGUGUUACGAUAAAACUAUUUCAACUAGUAUUCCUAUAAUUAAAAGAAAGCGCUUGACGUUGAUGUUGACGCUAAGUUUCCAUAAGAGACGGUCCAGCUUCAGUCUUGAAUUUGCUUUGUUAUCAGAAAAAUAUCCGUAAAGCUCAUGAGAAGAAGUUUUUGUUACUUGUAUAUUUAACUGAAAGUUACGAAAGUAAACGGAAUAAAAUUGACCAUCUCUGUUUGUUACAGAACUUUUUUACAGAUCUAUUGAUGUUCUGAAAUUAUAUUGGCAACAGCGAAAAACAAGUUUCGCAUCAUUUGCAUAGAGGUCACCAUAUGUCCAGUUUGUUGCUUAUGUAUCUUUAGGUUGUCUCUGAGUUUCACGGAUUUUAUUUCCUCCAUUUCUAAGUGAUUAACCGCUGUCCCUAAGUUCCACAAUUUUUUUUUUAUUGAGUCGUUUUCAAGGCUUUUUAUAAGCUCAGACUUUGCUUCAAUAUCAUAUCAUCUAAUUAUCGCCCUAAAAACGACAUGUUUAUUUCACCCAUUAAAGAAGUGACAAAAUGGAUCUUUUAAGACUUAGGAGGCCCAUAUCGUAUUGGAAACAAAAAACAUAGCCCAUGUCUUUGUGUUUGUCAAGGGAAUUCACUUUCAGUGCUAAUUUGAAAUUAAACUGAAACUUUGUUUACUGAAAUCAACAGCUGGUUGCGUCGAACAUGUUCUUGUUUAAUUAUCAAGGUACUAAAUUAUCAUAGAGGAUCAGAAAGAAAAUUCCCUGGGAAAGAACCCUUGUCAAGGGAGGGAUUGACGCAUCUUCAGCGAUUAAGUUUUUCGUCUGAUUUUUCUGUCAGCUAAUCCUCCGUUGGUAAAUGAAAUGACUAAUUUGAAGCCGGAAUAAAAUAUUAAAUCUAUAGAGAGAAAUCGUUUUGCAAAAACGAAAAUUUUUCCAACUUAAAACGAGGCGGCGUGUUUGUGGUGGUCCUAAACUUUGACAGGGUAUUUUUAACAGUUGUUUCGUGUGUCACUGUGCGGUCAUUAAAUAUACGAUAAACGCAGGAAGUUUGGAGAGCUUGAAAGAUACGUGGGAGUUACUCAACACGCAACCAAGAGUGAUUGUAGGUUCAUAAAUAAUAAAUGCUGUUUAUGUAUGUUUAACAAGGCGUAGUUUUUAACUCGACAUCGUCGCGGGAAUAAUCAACAAUAUUAUUAUUCACUUCAUCUUCGGCAAAUAAUUGUUGAAUAUUUUUAUCGAGUGUUGAUAGUUUUUAAGUAUCCAUUCCUUCAUUUUCCUUCUCGGUCAAUAGAUUAUCAUGUCCAAUUUAGCACAGUCAUAUAUAACUUUGGUUAUCGGAGGAGAAUUGCCAAUCGCUCAGGGGAAUUACGACAUGAAGAAUUCAGUCACUGCUAUAUACAUGGAAGCGUUGGCAGAGAAAAAUUUAGGCGAACUUCGUCUUACAAUUUUUCCAACGAUCACUUUAAAACUUUUGGCGAAAGGAGGAGAACAAAUAGAGAAUGUAAAAGAAACAGCGAAAAAUUGUUUAAAAAAGUAA